CACGUCUUGGCGCCGCCGCGGUUGUCCCUUUAAAAAAAAAAAAAAUCCAAGAGAUCCAAGGCCAAUGAUUUAUCAAACUCCUAUUAUCAAGGAAAUGUCACGCCAAGGGCACCUUGCGCGGCGCCACUGACGCAAACUCUUUCCCACGGACCUAUAGAAAAGCUUUGCACUUGGUGCCUUUUACGCGGCACCGAACCAGUCCGCCUCCCAGUUGUCGUCGUCUCCUCCUCUGCUUUUUUAAAACAGCUGUGUCCAGCUUCAGCCCUCUGCAGAGCUCCGGAGGAAGAAGAACAAACACACACACAUGGAUUUCUCCGAGCACCAGAGGGACAUGGCCAAGCAGCCGGCCGGCGGCAGCGCGCCCCUCGCCGGCUACAUCCCGGCGCAGCAGCCCGACGGAGCUGCGGGACUUACAACAAACACACCGGACAACGCCGCCGCCGCUGCCGGGUGCCCGACGCCCGCCCCUCACCACCACCACCACCACCACCACCCGGCGCCGCAGCCCCCCUGCAACGAGGGCAAAACUUUUUGCCCCGCGGAAAACAAACCUGCGGACGCGGACAGCAACAGAGCGUACGGGACGUUUAAAAACAGCCCGACGGCGCCGGGCUCCGUGGCCCUCGCCAGGGACCCCGCCGGCUCGGCCCGCGGGGGGCCCGCCCAGGAGCAGAACAACACCGCGGGCAACUGGACGGCCAUGAGCCAGACCACCAUCGUCCUGGGGACAGAUGGGAACACGUCUGUGCAGCCCGGCACCGUGGCGGGGGCUGACGUUGGUGGUGGUGAUGAUGAUGAUGAUGAGGGGGGCGAUGAGAACAAGGCCAGAGGGAACUGGACCAAUAAGAUGGACUUUAUUCUGUCCAUGGUGGGCUACGCGGUGGGCCUGGGGAACGUGUGGAGGUUCCCCUACCUCGCCUUCCAAAAUGGUGGAGGCGCUUUUUUGAUCCCCUACCUGACAAUGUUGGGCAUCGCCGGGAUCCCCAUCUUUUUGCUGGAGGUGUCCCUGGGACAGUUCGCCAGCCAGGGGCCCGUGUCAGUGUGGAAGUGCAUCCCGGCCCUACAAGGUUGCGGGAUUGCCAUGUUGAUAAUAUCUGUCUUGAUAGCCAUAUACUAUAAUAUUAUAAUGUGCUGGACACUGUACUACCUGUUCGCUUCGUUGAAGGGCUCACUGCCAUGGGCUAACUGUAGGAAUGAGUGGAACACGGUGGAAUGUAAGGACAAAGACAUGCUGCUGUUAGACACGUGCAUCCUGCGGGAAAGAAACAUCUCCUCCAUCAAGAACUCGUCUUUCUGUCUGUCCGCCAACGCGGUGGGGAACCUGUCGAAGCUGCUGAACAUGACGGUGGACGGCAACACGACCUACGUCAGCCCCAGCGAGGAGUACUUCAAGUACAACGUGUUGCACAUCUCCAAAGGGAUUGAGUUUCCCGGAGACAUCCGCUGGCCCCUGGCCGGUUGUCUGUUCCUGGCCUGGCUCAUCGUCUACGCCUCUUUAGCCAAAGGAAUCAAGUCGUCGGGGAAGGUGGUUUACUUCACCGCCACGUUUCCCUACGUGGUGCUCGUCAUCCUCCUGAUCCGAGGAGUGACGCUGCCCGGUGCCUUCGACGGCAUCCUCUACUUCAUCACACCAAAGUGGGAGAAGCUCAACGACGCCAAGGUGUGGAAAGACGCCGCCACGCAGAUCUUCUUCUCCCUGUCGGCCGCCUGGGGAGGCCUCAUCACUCUCUCCUCUUACAAUAAGUUCCACAAUAACUGCUACAGGGACACUAUCAUCGUGACGUGCACAAACAGUGCCACCAGCAUAUUCGCUGGGUUUGUCAUCUUCUCAGUCAUUGGUUUCAUGGCACACGAGUUGAAGGUGCCGAUAGAGAAGGUGGCGGACGAAGGUCCAGGCAUAGCGUUCGUGGUGUAUCCAGAGGCUCUGACCCGACUUCCCCUGUCUCCGUUUUGGGCGAUCAUCUUCUUCCUCAUGCUCCUGACUCUCGGCCUGGAUACCAUGUUCGCCACCAUCGAGACCAUCGUGACCUCCGUGUCGGACGAGUUCCCCAAAUACCUGAGGAAGCACAAGCCGCUCUUCACCCUGGUCUGCUGCGCCUGCUUCUUCUUCCUGGGCUUUCCGAUGAUCACAGAGAACGGGAUGUACAUGCUGCAGCUGGUGGACACUUUUGCGGCCUCCUACUCUCUGGUCAUCAUUGCCAUCUUCGAGCUGGUGGGGAUUUCGUACCUCUACGGUCUGCAGAGGUUUUGCGAGGACAUUGAGAUGAUGAUUGGCUUCCAGCCGAACCGAUUCUGGAGAGUCUGCUGGGCCUUUGUGACUCCCACCAUUCUGACGGGCAUCCUGGGACUGAGUCUGUACCAGUGGAAGACGAUGACGUACGAGGACUACACCUACCCCGGCUGGUCCAUGGUGAUGGGCUGGCUCAUGGUGAUCUGCUCCGUCAUCUGGAUCCCCAUCAUGUUCCUCAUCAAGAUGUACCUCGCCCCCGGCUCCAUGGCGGAGCGUCUGAAGCUGGUCUGCUCCCCUCAGCCCGACUGGGGUCCCUUCCUGAUGAAGCACCGCGGCGAACGCUACAAAAACAUGACGGACCCCCUGGGAACCAACUCCCUGGGCCUCAAACUGCCCCCCAAGGACUUCCAGCUCGGCUCCUACCAGUAGCGGCUGCCCCGCCGGCACCACCCACCCACCACCGCCACUUCCAACCCCUGCGGGGGGGGGGGGGACACACACACACCUCCCUCGUCCUGCCAUCCACGCUUCACCCUCUCUUUGCUGCCCGUCUCCCUCGCCGUAUCGUGGCUGUUUUGAGACCAGGCUUCCGUUUCCUCGUCUCUCUUUUCCCUCCGACAGUAGCGCCACUCCCUCCCUCCCUCCCUCCCUCCUUCCCCUGGUGGAGGAGUGGCCGCCCAGGUGGAGUUUACUCCGCCGCCGCUGCUUCGUACUCGAUUGAUGGGCCUUCAUCGCCUCCCACACAUGACCACUGAUUGCUCCGGAGCCCUUCCCGGGGAUCUUUAUUCCAAGAGAAAAAUUGUGCCGUGAAACGACACGGCUCGGACUGCACUCGCAAUAUUAGGCCUCGCCAUGGCUGCUCCCUAUGGAGUCGUGUGUGUGCGCGCGCGUGUGUGUGUGUAUAUAUAUGUGUGCGUGUGCGUGCCGUUAUGUUUGUGUGUAGAGAUAAUGAAUCGUCUUCCCGAAAGCAGACAAAGGGGAAAAAACAAAAAAGGAAAGAGAGAGAGAAACGGUUGGACGAGCCCGGCGGGGAUCUGUAGUUUUCGUUCCGUCUGUGUUCAAAGUUCCAUCGACCGUACGAACACUAUCCUUGGCAGAAAAAGAAGAAGACACACCGUGUGCACUGUUGUCACAUUUUGUUCCCAUCCAGCAGCAACACGUGUACUCGCGCUGGAUUCCGGCUCAGUCGCUCUCGUUGUUUUUGUCCAAAAAUUACAAGACGGGCAAAUUGUAGUGUGCCUCCUUUGUCCCGGUCGACGAUCACCGCUCUCAGUAGACACACUUUGGCCCCGGUCGACGUUUCUCCUCUCUGAACCCGAGGGACCGUUUGUGAUCCCCCUCUCUCUUUCUCUAUUUAGUCGUAUACCUGCCGUAUUAUUAUCCUAGAAUCGAAAGCAGCCACCUUCCUAAGUAUAGCUUACCCUCUUUCCUUUAGUAGACGAAAGCGUGGCCAUUUAACCUAAGUUAUAUACAUAUAUAUAUAUAUAUUUAAAUGUAGCAUAAACAAUAACAUAUGUAUUGCUUCCAGCAGAGGAGAGAGCUGGCAAGAUAGAUACUUAGAGAGAGCGUGUGUGUGUGUGUGUGUGUGUGUGUGUGUGUGUGUGCACUUAGUGUCCAAACCACCGUGUUUCUCCCGCUAGCCGUGCUAAUAUCUCGUACACCUCUCAGACGAGCUCUCCUUUAAAAGACGUAAGUGUGCGUGGUCGUUCUCACAAUAACCGGAGCAGCCGCCGCCGCCGCCACGCGCGCGAGUAGGCGACGAUUAGGCGACGGUUAGACUAGAAGAAGAAAAAAAUAUGGCCGCCUCCUCUUUCCCUGGAAGUGUACUUCGUCUCUUGUUGUUUGUGGUAGAGCGCCCGAGACCUCGUUGCCGUUUCAGACGCGCGCCCCUUCGCUUCCUCUGCGCGUCUCCUCGUGAUAACAGGGUCUCAGGUAUCUUCGAUUGUUCCCGCGCGGCCGCCGCCACCGCCGCCGCCGCCGCCUUGGCAGUCGUGGGAACUGUCAAGCGCUUUCGCCGCAUAGGAAACAAAGAGAGCAGAGCCAUCCUGAUGUGGGAAUUGUGACGGACGCGGCUUGGGGAGGGAGCGCGUUGCGAAGAAGAAGAAAACAAAAGAACGCGACGUCACUUCUCCAAUUUUUGUGCUGACCGUCGCUUAAAAUGCGCCUUGUAGUGAUCAUACAGGAUGUGCGAGUUAUGACUUAACCUAUUCUGAGCAACUGCGUGCAGAGCUACAUCGAGUAUCUUGCUUUUCACUUUGUCUAUAACAUGGUUAGAUUGAAACCUACUUAGGGUUACUUUAAAAAAAACAACAACAGAAUACCUUUCCUGACCGUCAAUACACAAAUCAGUUUUAUUUGCAUAUGCAGAAAAUGAAAGGCUGUUCAUCCAAAUUACCAAAUCACUGUUUCUUUUGGCUGCUGCAUUUCGGCGUCACAACAGUGGAUCAUCAUCUGCAUAUUAAAGUUUUUACGCCGGAUGCCCUUCCUGAUACGACCGUCGCAUUAAUCUUAACAAUGCGCUCUCUUGUGUUGGGUUUGACGCGCCGGCGGGAAAUCAAUAGAACUAAUCUCCCUUAAAGUCCUGCCGCCAACUGUGUGUGUGUGUGUGUGUGUGUGUGUGGCGUGUGGCGUGAAGUUAAUCUCCAGAUGUAACACCGCGGCAGCCUGUAGGAACCGUCCGGCGCCGCUCAGCGGGCGGUCCGACUCGGCUUUGUAGACUUUUUUCCAAAUGUGACACGACAGGCGGCCAGCCUUUUUACUUUGUGGGCUGCCAACUAAUCACCUUCAAAGAAUCACCAUGUUCCCACUCAGAGGCAAUUAGUCUUAGUCUCUUUGUCUUUUUCCUUUCAAAGCGUUGGCUGGUCGGAUAUGCAUUUUUCCAUGUUGACAGAAAGUCCUCAAAUGCGCUUAACACCGCAGGGCAUUUAAUUGAUGAGUGGUAUGCAAGUGUAUUAAUGGGAGGCGGCAGGUAUGGAUGCAAUAACGUUUGCAGUUAAACGGUUAUUUCUCUUGCGUUUAUUUUUUCAAAGCCAUGUCCGUCCAUAACCUUGACAUGAAACAUAGCACAGAUGAGAUAUUUUUUAAGAGGCUCGUAAAGAAAAACAUUAAUCAAUUAAUGAGCACAAACGCCCUGUUAUUAAAAUCGCUCGCUUGCUCCACGGUGCUGCUUUGGUUAAGUCCUAGUGCGUUUAGCUCUCUAUGUUCAAAUAUGAUAAUAAUGUAUGUCUGUCCAUGUGUGUGUGUGUGUGUGUGUGUGUGUGUGUGGGUGUGUGUGUAUGUGUGCGCGCGUUGUCUCUGUGUUCGUUUUGACUGAAAUCCACGUAACUGUCAAUCAGAUUUUUGCAUGGCCGAGUAGAUUAACCGAUUAAGGAAGCGGAGGAGAUCUACUGGACUUUUUUCUUUUCCCACCAGGAUCUUUUUCGGACGGACACGAGGACCUUUAGAACAGCAUUUUGUGAACUCGAGCCGGGCGAAGCAAAGGUUUUAACUCCUGAUGAGCUCCACAGAGAUUCAAUUCCGGAGCAGGGUGGGAGAUUGAAUUUGACGCUUUCCUUCAGGGCUACAGAGAAACAGCGGUAGGGUUCUGUGUCCCCGUGUUUCCAUCUCUUCUGGGCUUCUCUGCUUUUAGUUUUUUCAGGGAAAAAAAAUAAGAAAAAAAAUAAGAAUUGGACUAGGGAUCAGUUAAAACCGCGCCGCUUCAUAAAAUAUAACACUGACAAGCUUGCAUGUGCAGUUUGUGUUGCUGUAACUCAAUGUCCAUGUAUAGUAAAAACCUCGUCCUUUCCCUCUCAAUAGUAGGAGUCCAUGCAUGUUUGCUUUAGGGAGCUUUUCGUUCAACAUGAUAUGAAGAAACCGAGGGGUUCGUUGCUGUUGUUCUUCUUACAGAGGAAAAAAAGAAAAAAAAAAAGGAAAAACGGUCAAUUCGCUUUGCCCGCAAGUCAACUUUGGGCAGUAUAGGUAACCAAAGAAAGACUGUACUUCAACUGUAGGGUUUUAGUGACAACAGGAAAACAGAAAAAGAACAAAAAAAAAGAAGAAAAAGGAAUGUGUGAUCUUCGUCUAGGAGGUUGAGAUACUGCCAUCCAUGUCCCCACGUAGUGUUCCUCGAUGUUUGCCAAUACGUUACAGAACAUCUUCAGGUGACCAUUGGCCUUAUAGAUGUCCUCUAAUGGUAGAAUAUUGUAUAUGUAUUUCAGAACUAACACCACAGAAUAGCUAAUCGUCUGUCUCAUAUGGUACCGGUAUUCCCUAUUGUUACGUCUGUCGUGUCCUUUUUGGCACUUUACUGUGUGACCUAUGGACGCAUAGGUUAAAAUUUCUAAUUACUUGAGUAAUGUCAUAUAUUUCUGUGUUCUAUGUGAGGUACUGCUGCCUAUGGAUAUAGAUAUGUGCCUCUAACCGCCCAUGACAUCCUUUUUGAUUUGAAAAUAGAGAGUAGAUACUGUAUAUAACAAAUAUGUUUUAAAAAUUAUGUGUGAGAUGUAAAAAAAAAAAAAGAAGAAAGAAAAUAUAUAUCAUAUACAGUAUGUGAAAUGCAUCUAUUUAUUUUCAAUGUCAUCAAUCUUUGAGGUCCUACCUCAGAUUUUGUAUUUAUGUAUAGAAAUGCAAUUGGAUUAUAGUAUCUUUGCCAAUAAUAACAUAUCGCUAUUAUAUCAUGAAAUGUAUAACCUAUGAAUCAAUAAAUAAAUGUUAUUGUUUUCUU
Molecule: messenger RNA, 6932 nt
Organism: Scophthalmus maximus (turbot)
Lineage: Eukaryota; Metazoa; Chordata; Actinopteri; Pleuronectiformes; Scophthalmidae
Gene: slc6a5
Product: solute carrier family 6 member 5
Exons: 16
Coding region: 305-2659 (784 amino acids)
Biological process (GO): sodium ion transmembrane transport; glycine import across plasma membrane; synaptic transmission, glycinergic
Cellular component (GO): membrane
Molecular function (GO): glycine:sodium symporter activity
Source: RefSeq, a predicted model, not a curated record